Molecule: messenger RNA, 3042 nt
Organism: Colletotrichum destructivum
Lineage: Eukaryota; Fungi; Ascomycota; Sordariomycetes; Glomerellales; Glomerellaceae
Exons: 2
Coding region: 978-2687 (569 amino acids)
Source: RefSeq, a predicted model, not a curated record
CCUAGGCUUCUUUUGCCCUCUUCUCCCCGCUCCCUUUGCUCUCAUCUCGCCCAACAGUAUAUACAGUCAGAACAGUGACUUGUCUCUCCAACAUCACGCAGCUCAGCUGUACCGUGGAAAAGGAUCGAGUUACUCACGAAUCUCUCCCCUACAUUUUGCGUGCCACCAAACUGGCUUUGUUUUGGUCAUUAUCACAGGCGCCUUGGAUUUGGAGAUUUCCCAACCUCUGAACCCCCACUUCACCUUCUCAUCCUUCCGGCUCACGUCCGUCACGCGUCGUCCACUUUAGCAACGUCCAAAGCUCCCCUCUCCUUCUCCCCCCCUCCAGCCCUCAAGCGUCACAGCAUUUCCGGGGGGGCCUUGAUCCGUUUCGAGGCUUUGUGGGGCGGAUUUGCAAACCCGUCCUCGGUCUCCUCCGCCCUAGGCUCCGUUGGCUGUGGCCCUGUCACCUAAGUCAAUCAAUACCCACAUCGGCUUGAGGUGUUUGCGUUUUAGGGGCCGCCUCCUUUCCCUCACCGCAUCGUCAACGGCGCGGGACCUUGCGCCCUGAGAGUGCCCCCUUCAAGUGGCUCCCUCGACCAGCGAAGAAGACGGGAUUUUGGCGGUGGACCGGGCUCCCUCUGGAUCUCCGAACCAGCCUCCCCCUUCUUCCAAAAAAAAAAAAAAACACAGACGGCAUCCAAGGACCAAUAGCCACGUCUCUCCCCAUAUUGCACGACUAGUUCGAAGUACAUUUACUACCCUGAGCCCUGUCGUCACUUAAAAGGCGAGAGAAGCCUCAAAAACCGGCUAGGAGAGCCCGCAGCAAACACCACGCCAGGUCACCGCCUGUGUGUGUCUCUCACACACCUCAGCUUUCAUCCCCGACACACACACACAUACGCACUUACGUCGUCUCCCUCUCUCUCAGACUUAACCUCGCCUCCAAACUCUCACUUGCUCGGUGAAGGAGACCGGGCAGGUGGCUAUAAAUCAUCAUGGCCCUUACACAGACGGUCACCAUCAUCAAUAACUCGGGCAAGAUCAUAAGUACCGGCAAACAACUAGCCGGUAUCUUCAAGGAAGCCAAAGCAUCCUAUCAAGAGAAGAAGGCCGCCAUCAAGGCCGAUCGCGAGGUCCUCAAGCGCGCGCAGACCUUCGACACCUCUCGCGAUCUCCCGCCCGAGGCUUUUGACCGCCGCUACUCGCACGACGAUGGCCGUUCCGUGGCCAGUUCCCGGAGGAGUCACCGCUCCAGACGGUCCCGGUCGAGCCACCGAUACCACGACCACGACGUUGAGUACUACCCUCGCCGGGCCCUGACCGAGGACAACCUCAAGACGCAUUCCGAAGUCUCGAGCGUCACGCCGUCGAGGGCACCGCCUCCCUCCGCCUACCGCGUUCCCUAUGCCGAGACGGCGCCGCGCGACAUGGCCAUGAGCCGCCCGACGCUGCAUCACUACACGACGGCACCGACAGGCAGCGAGACCAUCGCGGACUCGGCGACGAUCCGCGGCUCCAUGGUCCCGCGCACCAUGUCCAUGCCCGUGCUGGCCAAGGACCGCAAGGAGAAAGAUAUCGACAUGGAUCUUGCCUACGGCAACAUCCCGCCCGAUCUGCAGGACCGCACCGACCUGGACCCCAUGACCAAGGAGAGAGAGGCAAAGACGCUCGUUGCCAGGGUCGAGGGGCUUCUUGACGAGGCCAAGUGCAUGCACCACUCGGCCACGGCGACCAUCGCUCACCUGCAGGGGAACCCGGACGCCGCCGCCGCCGUAGCGCUGACACUCGCCGAGCUGUCGACGCUGCUGAAGCAAAUGUCGCCGGCCUUCCUGUCCGUUAUCAAGGGAGGCUCGCCCGCCGUCUUCGCGCUGCUCGCAUCGCCGCAGUUCCUCAUCGCGGCGGGCGCGAGCAUCGGCAUCACGGUGGUCAUGUUCGGCGGGUGGAAGAUUGUGAAGCAGAUCAAGGACGCGCAGGCCCAGAGGCAGGCAGCCAUCGCCAACGCCAUCGCACUCGAGGCCCAGCCCGCCCCGCAUGCAAUCGAGUACGACUACCCGCCGCUGGAGCAGCAGUACGGCGACGCCUAUGGCCAGCCGCGGGAGGGCAGCGUCGCGUACGACGAGGCGUACGUGCUCGACCCGCGGCUCGACGAGGAGCUUAGCUCGAUCGAGAGCUGGCGGCGUGGCAUCGCGCCGUUUGGCGAGGACGAGAGCGCCGACACGGAGCUCAUCAGCCCCGAGGCGGCGCGUUCGAUGCGCGGCGACCCGGACACCCACACGGAGCGGAGUUUCCGUACGCAGCGCAGCUCCAGGACGCACCGCAGCUCGAGGACGGAGAGGACGGAGAGGACAGAAAGAACGGAGAGGACGGAAAAGUCGCACCACUCGUCGCGGUCGCACCGCAGCAGCAGUGCGCGCGAGUCCCAAGCGCCCGAACGCAUGAGCAGUGUGGCGGGGUCCGAGAGGGAGAGAGAGAGGGACGCCGAGAGCGUUGCCAGCAGCCACCGCAGCCACCGCAGCUCCCGGUCGAAGCGCAGCGAGCGGGCGCCGACGCUGGCCAUCGAGGACGGCAGCCGGCAAAAGGAGGAGAACGAGGCUGUCGAGGCGGUGCUGCGGCCCAAGAAGAACAACAUGCUCAAGAACUUGUUCAAGAAGAAGGAGAAGGAACACCGGGACCGGGAGGAGAGGGUCUCUGCUCUGGUGUUUUAAAGAGACGCGACCACGAAGAACCAAGAACAACGGACGAAAAACGAAAAACGAGAGACGACAGACAAGGGACAAAGACCUACGAGGAAUGGGAAACAAACGAUGCAUAUGGCUCGGGACAGUUGGCUGCUCCCCCAGCCUGGAACGGAGUUGGGUUUGUAAAGGGACGGAAGGAAAUGGUACUAUGGACUGAUAAGCUGUCUUUUUUCUUUUUUUUCCUUUUUCUUCUUCUUUGCAUCAUCAUCAUCAUUAUCAUCAUCAUACUAUUGGGGAGAAGGACGUACAUAGAGGCUGCUGUUACAUGGCAUCUGAGCGAUCGAUAGAAAAUAAUCGACGACAACGAUAAACAUUAUCUCAA